Molecule: messenger RNA, 793 nt
Organism: Gallus gallus (chicken)
Lineage: Eukaryota; Metazoa; Chordata; Aves; Galliformes; Phasianidae
Exons: 5
Coding region: 31-468 (145 amino acids)
Biological process (GO): cell-cell adhesion; positive regulation of integrin-mediated signaling pathway; cell-cell junction organization
Cellular component (GO): focal adhesion; cell-cell junction; cytoplasm
Source: RefSeq, a predicted model, not a curated record
GAAUUGUAUUGUUUACCCUGCCAUGGCAAAAUGGGCGUCCCCACCCGUGGAGCAUGUAGAAGACCAAUUGAAGGACGUGUGGUGAAUGCUAUGGGCAAACAGUGGCACGUGGAGCAUUUUGUUUGUGCCAAAUGUGAAAAGCCAUUCCUGGGUCACCGUCAUUAUGAGAGAAAAGGCCUGGCAUAUUGUGAGACCCACUACAAUCAGAAACUUACUUCACCUGUGAGCAUAGAGCUAAUUAGCAGGCAUUCCCCUGCGGUCAGUCUUUAUGGGCUUCUCUAUAGAGCUAUGGAUCUGCACAGAGAUGGUGUUGGAAUUGAAAAGCAGGUUUUGUAUUCGUGUCUCCUGUGUACCCUACCUCAGCGCAUGGCAGCCAUGCGGGAUGUCUUUCUGGUGUCCUACCUGCAGAGGUGGGCAGGACCCCUUGCCAUCCUGACUUCUCCCUCAGUCCCAGCUGAGGAAACAUAGAAACAUGUACAGCAUAUGCUCGUUGACUGCCUUGCAGAGUGCUUCUUCUGGAAUUAUGGAAAAGGCACAGAAGGAAAAUAGUGCAUCUAACAAAGCGCUCGUGUGAUGCAGCUGUAUCCGUUCUUAAUCUUCCAUUAAUGCCUCAUCGUAAGAGUACUGUACUUUCCGUUUGUUUCAUUUACCAAAGGUCAGCAUACUCGGAAGCUAUUGUCAUAGAGCAUUACAGACUUUCUACAUAUUUCUCUGGUAUUGUUCCAAGCAUUCGUAUGCGCGGAUGAGUCAAUUGGUAUGCAGAUUGUCUAUCAUUAAAACCAUUUCAAAAUCA